Messenger RNA from Symbiodinium natans, 1233 nucleotides. The record is from the annotation of a GenBank genome assembly. NCBI's taxonomy places the organism in Eukaryota, Dinophyceae, Suessiales, Symbiodiniaceae.
AUGAUCUUCGUUCAGCUUGUCGACAGCUGGCUCUCCAGCUCGCUCAAGCAUGCAUACAUUCUCCAUUGGAAUCCCCUUACCCACCAAGCAGAAGCGGAUCAGAUGUUCGCCUUGCCCUUCGGGGCUUCAAGAUCCGUAUACUCUUUCCUUCGUGUUGCACACGCCAUCUGGUGGGUAGGAUGCACCGCGUUGUCUCUGAUGUGGACGGUGUUCUUCGACGACGAUUAUGUGACAUUAACAUUCGAGCAAGAGGUUCGCCACACUGAUGCGGCGGUCGUCGCCCUCUUCAAUCUACUGGGCUGGAGUUUUGAUGAGUGUGGCGAGAAGUCCACCGAGUUUGCUGAGGUCUUCUCGGCGUUGGGCGUUUCCUUCGAUUUCUCGUCGUCUCGGAAAGGCCUAGUGAAAGUUGGCAACGCCACUUCCAGGGUUCAGGAGCUGACGAGAGUCAUCAGUGACGUGCUCUCGACGAAGCAGCUUUCUCGCGCCAUGGCUCUACGCUUGAGGGGCCGCGUGCAGUUCUGUGACAGUUUCCUGUUCGGACGUGCUGCACGUCUUUGUCUCCAGGCCGUUACAGCGCAUGCUCGUGCUGUGGACGAUGGGCCGGUGCGUGAUGUCCUCGCCACAUCGCUAUCCAGGUUCAACGCUGCCCUUCGUGCAGGACGCCCCCACGAGGUGUCCGGAAAACACGCCUCCCCUUUCUUCAUGUUUACAGACGCUUGCUAUGAACCUCAGCAAGACCAGUGGGUUGCGGGUUUAGGAGGCGUCCUGUUUGACGUUCGAGGAAAGUGCCUGGGGUUCUUUUCAAUAGAGGCGCCAAAAAGGGUUAGGCAUUUCUUGGGUGAGAGCAUUAAGAAAACGAUAAUUUUCGAACUGGAAUUUCUUGCAAUGUUGCUGGGAAUGGUCCUGUGGAAAGACAUCAUUCGUUUUUCGCCGCUAGUUUGUUUUCUUGACAACAAUGGAUCCCGUGACCUGGCGAUUUCGGGGCGGGGUCGCAGCCAGGUUGCAAAGAAGCUUGUGGCUUUGCUGUUGGGACUUGAAGGUGCUGCAGAGCUGAAGUGUUGGUACAGCCGCGUACCGUCGCCGUCAAACAUAGCCGACCUGCCCUCCCGGGAAAAAUGUCAGUACUUGUGUGUGAACGGUUCGGCGAUCCCUGCGUCGGACGCCUCGCGCGCAAUGAACAACUGCCUCGAAGUUCUUACUGCGGAAUCCAAUGAAAACCCUUGGUUCGGUUAA